Messenger RNA from Notodromas monacha, 300 nucleotides. The record is from the annotation of a GenBank genome assembly. NCBI's taxonomy places the organism in Eukaryota, Metazoa, Arthropoda, Ostracoda, Podocopida, Cyprididae.
UUGGACGACGCCCCCGAGUGGCAUUGGUUGAGAGUACCUCAAGGCGACGAUUGUUACGGGGAUCCAAGAAAGACGAGAGGGAGGGACCAUCAUUUGGGAGACUCUGGGGAAUCGGCGUCGAUUGGGACGUCGGAACGGUUGAGCCCGCCGUCGACGACGUCUCGAUUGUCAGACUCGGAAGUGUCGGAGCUGGACUACGACGACCAGCAUCAACACGGAUCGCGGCGCCACCGACUGGAAUCCGGCGGCGGUCAUCUCCAUCUGUCUUCCUCUUCAAGGUCUGCUUCGAAAAAAAAAAUG